AUGGACGAGAAGACAAAUCGUCUCAGCCUGCAGAUAACACGCCCACCUCUGACAGAUGCCACGCGCAGAAUAAACAACGGCGCAACCAUCCGGGCUGAGCCAGAGGAACGAACAGUAGAGGAAGCCUACCAGGAAAUACUGUCCGACCCAAUGUCUAUCGUGACCAGUCCAUUGUCGACCAAAGGCCAUGUGGAAAUCAAUUGCAUGUCACCGGGAGCGAAUUCCCAGGCCGGCUCGAACCGCAACUCGACCCUCUCCGCUCACUCUCUACUUUCGAACAAGGGGAAACGAAAGACUCAUGUCGGACCGUGGCAGCUGGGAAGAACCCUAGGAAGGGGGUCCACGGGUCGUGUCAGGCUGGCAAAACAUGCUCUCACGGGACAGACGGCUGCGAUUAAGAUCGUCUCGAAGAAGUCGGCGGCUAUAGCCCAGAGUGAAAGUAUUGCGGCCAUGGACAAGAAUAUCGGUCAUUUCAGCGGUGCAACUGCCAGACCUAUGCCUUCUGGAAUCGAACGAGAAGUGGUUAUCAUGAAGCUCAUUGAACAUCCAAACGUCAUCAGUCUAUACGAUGUAUGGGAGAACAGGGGUGAACUGUAUCUUGUUCUCGAAUAUGUCGAAGGAGGAGAGUUGUUCGAUUACGUAUCGAACCAUGGCCCACUUGCAGAGGAGGAAGCCGUUCGAAUCUUCAGGCAGAUUAUCGCGGGCCUUGGACAUUGUCAUCGGUUCCAUAUCUGUCACCGCGACUUGAAACCAGAAAACAUAUUAUUAGACUCGUGGCGCAACGUGAAGCUUGCUGAUUUCGGCAUGGCUGCACUACAACCUGCCGGGCACUGGCUGAACACAUCCUGUGGAAGCCCACACUACGCUGCGCCUGAGAUCAUCUACGGCCGGAGGUACCGUGGUGACAAGGCAGAUAUAUGGAGCUGUGGCAUCAUCCUGUACGCACUCUUGACGGGAUAUCUUCCAUUUGACGGGGGUGAUCUUCCUACAACUUUGCGAUUGGUAAAGAAGGCGGAGUUUAUGAUUCCUCGGGAGCUCAGCUAUGAGGCGACGGAUUUAAUCGAGCGUAUUCUUCAAAAGAAGCCCGAGGAUCGAAUCAACAUGGAACAGAUCUUCAUGCAUCCCCUCUUGAAAAAGUACGAGAAGUUCCACCAAGCAAGAUCCAACCACUACCUUGGUCCUGCGCCGCCAAUAUCCAUACACGAUUGCGGCCCACCCGUGCUUGCGAGACAGGACAUUGAUGUGGAUCUUUUGAGGAAUUUGCAAACACUUUGGCACGAUGUCAAGCCUGAUGUUUUGAUCCAGAGACUCCUUGAAACUGAGCCAACACAGGAACGCAUGUUCUACAACGCCUUGGUCAAAUUCAGAAAUGAGCAGCUCGAGAACUACCAAGGACAGCCCCUCGAGUAUUCUGCCAGUGACUACCACCACAUCUCACGCGGACCGGCCCGCAUCGCCAACAAACGAACAGGUUCUCGGAAGCGGAACCAAGUUCCAGCCAGGGAUAAGAUCCAUAGUCCUCUCAGAGAGCCCAAAUCCUGUGCCACGGUCGAAAGUUACGACCCGUUCCGAUCCCCCAAGAAUCGGAUGACGGACAGAGAGGCGCAAUUCGCUAAAGUUACGAUUCAUCGCAGGAUCCCGGAAGAAGUCCAGAAAGAGGCAUCAGAAGAAGUCGUCCAGGUGCCAAACUCUGUUCCGGACAGCGAUCCUGGAUUUGAGGACUGUCCUCCCAGCUCGCCUUUCGCGGUAGUGCGGAACAAGAAAUCGAAAUUCAAUUCUGUCAAGUCGUUCCAAUCCAAAGCGUCAUGUGGCAGCUCUCGUCGACCCUUGAAUGGCACCCCAACACCCCGCUCGGCCAGCUACAAAAGGAAUGUAUGCUUUCGUCAUGGUCGCUAUCGUUCACAGGGGUCAGUGUCUGCUAAAGCAAGUUCUACGCAAGUGGAUGUCCCGGAUGUGCCGCCUAUAAAGAAAGUGAACAGCGAUAGCACCUUUGAAUAUGAAGAUGAUGGCGACCCUUUCUCCGACAGAUUUAGCAGCCCUGUGUUACCCGCCCAGCCGACGGUUGUUCGAGGCAGUGGUAUCACCGUCAAACACUGUUCGCAGAUGAGAAAGGUGCGGGAGUCGGACUUUAUUUGGAAAGAUGAAGCCAGGAAAGUCUCCCACGAGCUCGGUCAGAUCUGCGAGGAAGCCUUCAACGGUGGCUCUGUCUCCACAGGCUGUACAGCGAGUACAAGCACAGACUCAGAAACACCGGCAACGUCAGUCUCAAUGGCUACCCCGGAGGAUUCAUAUCGCCAUAUCCCCGCAGCACGACCGAAGAGAAAGUCCGGUUCUUCGACCCCGGGUGCAUCGCCAAGGUCAUAUACUGCAGCUGAAUUGGCCGAGACUCGCCGCAAAUUGAUCGCACACUCCACGCAAGAUGGUUCCCAAGACAUUCCCGCAUAUCUUACAACAGUGAUCAGCCAUCUCGACCGCUUGAUCGAACAAGACAAAAUCAGACAUGCUCCGAAAAGAAGUGCCUCCGAGGAAAACGCUCGUGCAUCGCAAUCAGGCCCAUUUCUCAAAACAUCUCACGAACCCUCGUCUCUGCCAAUGAUUUCCGAGGAAGCGAAUCAUAAACAUUCCAACAAACCAAAUGCCAUUGAAAAUGAAGACGACACGAUCCCGUCGGGCUCCCGGCCUGGUAGUCGUCCCACCAGCAGUGUCACAUCCGGCCGAAGGACAAUCCGCAUGGUCCCUCAGAGUUCUCUACCUUCGAUGGACAACUCCAGGCCUCUGGACGUACGAAAACGCUACCGGAACCGCGAAUCCACGCCUCGUGACACUCAGCCUCAGCCAUUGACCGAAGAUUAUGAAGCACUUCCAGAGAUUGAAAGUGCCACAACCACUAGGUACGCAUCGACCAGCUCCCGUACAGGUCGGAACCCAUCUGAGCUCGCCCCCAUUGCGGAAAUCCCACCAAAGUCACCUAGACGCGGUGCUCCUCGUGGCCCUGAGACGAAGAAAUGGUCAUGGUUCCGCAAUCGAUCUCAGACCAGCACCGAGACGGCAAGGUUACAAAGUGAGAUCAAGCCACUACAACCCAGCUCUGCUACGGUAGUGAUACAGGAGGUCAACCAACCCGAACAACAUACACCGGCAGAAGUGGAAGGACCACCGAAAGCCCAGGAGCAAACACCAACGAAACAAAAAGGCGGUUUCUUAAGGAAACUGAUGAAACGGAAGCCGAGCAAGACAGUUGAUUCUUCAACAACAGAAAACCCGCCAGGUGCAGGAGAAGAGACCGGAGAAAACAAUCUUCUAUUGGCCCAACUCAGCGGAGGCGAGAUCUCGUUCGAAACUGAUAACAAUCAGAAGCCCCUUCCGCGGAGACCCAGACCUGCAAGGAGCCAGAACUGGUUCGCACGCGUCUUCCAAUUCAAACCCGCCACCCGAGUCAUCGCCUUGAAUACCUCGAAGAUCAAAGGCCGGAAAGAAGUUUACAAGAUCCUCCGGGAAUGGGAAUGGAAACAGUACGGUCUGGUCGACGUAUCCAUGGACAAAUCCAACAACGUUAUCCACGGCCGCGUUGAUGAAGUUAACCUCCUCCGUCUUCGCCCCGUCAAGUUCUCCGCAGAGUUCUACACCGUCCUAGAGCACGGCCGACAAGCAAACCUAAGCCUCGUCCGCUUCAGACAAGAGCGCGGAGCCGCUUCGUCAUUCCAGAAGGUCGUUGACACUCUGCAUCUAGUGAUGAAACAGCGCGGCAUCCUAGUCGAAGACCCAACUCGUGCUAAAAAGAUGACUCGAAUUCUGGACGCGUUUCCAGACUCUUAG
Aspergillus melleus is the source of this 3816-nucleotide messenger RNA. It is a transcript of the gene GIN4, whose product is annotated as serine/threonine-protein kinase gin4. Gene Ontology annotation, cellular component: cytoplasm. NCBI's taxonomy places the organism in Eukaryota, Fungi, Ascomycota, Eurotiomycetes, Eurotiales, Aspergillaceae. Gene Ontology annotation, biological process: intracellular signal transduction; protein phosphorylation. Gene Ontology annotation, molecular function: ATP binding; protein serine/threonine kinase activity. The record is from RefSeq and is a predicted model, not a curated record. The transcript has 5 exons. Bases 1 to 3816 code for a protein of 1271 amino acids.